Paramormyrops kingsleyae is the source of this 8046-nucleotide messenger RNA. Its product is annotated as tyrosine-protein phosphatase non-receptor type 14-like. Gene Ontology annotation, cellular component: cytoskeleton; cytoplasm. Gene Ontology annotation, molecular function: protein tyrosine phosphatase activity. Gene Ontology annotation, biological process: lymphangiogenesis. The record is from RefSeq and is a predicted model, not a curated record. NCBI's taxonomy places the organism in Eukaryota, Metazoa, Chordata, Actinopteri, Osteoglossiformes, Mormyridae.
UCAUGCGCAUACUUUGCAGCACGAGGACCGCAAGAACAUCAGAUAAGAGAAUGACAAUCUGGAAGUAUUUCUUGCUUUUAACAACGACUAGUUACACAGCGAUUUGCAAUCUUUGUAAAAACAUAGUUUUGAGAGGCGGGAAUACCGUUUUAUGGAAAAUCCCACUAAACAAAGCGCACGCAAUUGUGCGAGACAAUACGAGUAAUACGGAAAAAACAAUGGAUAUUUGGCAGUCGUUAGCUUGGGCUGUGAUACAGGGGUGACUGCUAUUGCAAUGCAGUGUCGCUGUUACCAGUGCGAGAAUCAUUGUGGGGCAUUUUCAGCAUUCGCUACUUGCAUAUCGAUCGAUCCUCGCUUGGAAGAUGUUGAAAUUGAACUGUAAAAUGUCCAAAAAACGCUUAAAACAAGAUGUACAAACACGGUGGAACAGUACUAAGCAUUAAGUUUUAUUUAAUUGACUGCCAUUUCAGUCUGCAGCCUACCAAACAGCCUUCAUCAAGGUGUGAAGGACAAAAAUGAGAUGCUGAUCAAGGAAAUUCUGCAGAAAAUGGUAAAACACAAGUAUUCUUGGUCUGAUUCUCAGGAAAGGAGGUUUCCAGGUUAACACUGUAAUUGCAGAUUGAGGAUUGCCUCCAAGUUUACAUUAUUGUACAGUGGCACCGGAAACCAGGUUUGAAGAGAUUCUUUGCGUUUAAUUUGAGAAAAACCCGCACACGCUUUGUCAAAGCAUAUUCCAAAACGGCUAAUUCCAGUAUAAAGAUUGACACUAUGGUUUAUUGAAGGGAAAACGAGAGGUAAGGUGAUCGUCUUUCAAAGUGAUGUGAACAUGGGAAGCUGAGAUGUAUCGGUGCAGUCUUGCUAUUUGCUGAGUGCCAUUAAACUGCAAGAAAAAACGAAACAGAAGAAAUACCGAAAAACUGGACAAGAAGCGACUUGUGAAGAAACAAAAUGAAUGUUACAAAUAUUCUAGCUGUUGAAUAUACUGAUAUCUUCAGUUGAAUAUAACUUUACUAAGAGUAGUGAUAAUAGAUAUAAGAUGUCAUUAUAAGAUACUGAUGAAUUUAUUUGUAUAUGAUACAUGUAUGUAUAUCCAGUCAUGUGAUUUUUUUUUAUAGAUUGACUGAAAGCUGUUUAUUCUACAGCUUCCUUUAUUUUGCAUGCAAUUGUAACUGGAAGUCAUAUUGGUUUGCUUGUUUUAAUGCUACUUACAGUGGGUUCAUAACAGUUCUGGAUAUGACUGGGCAGGUUUGCAUCUUCUUUGGAGUCCAAAUUACCUGCUUAUUACUGAGCAAGAACUUGUUCAUCUCCCGAGGAAAUCAGUGCUGUAAUAGCAAUCUAAUUCUUGCCAGCACUUCACAGAGGAAAAAAAACUGUAAAAACAAAGAACUUCACAAGAUUAUCACAAAAAAAACAGAAAGUACUUAAACAAUAUUCUGGUAGUUAAAAUUACCUCGUAUGCAUUUGGUGUUUGUCCUUGAGACACUGCCUCAAAGCUUAUUUUCAGUUUUUUUUUUAAUCACUAUUCCUGGGAAUUUGCAAGGACUUGCCCCAGAAGAACAAGGCGCCAGAGACUAUGGAUACGAAUAUCCCUGCAGCCCUGUGAAUGGGGAGGAACAGUCCUUUUAAGGGUGUCGGGUGGGAAGAUAUCGAGGUCUUGGCUGGUUCAAAUUGCAGUUGACAAGCUACUCUUAUAGCCUUCAGAAAGUCUCAGAAACGCCGAGGCAGGGAUCCAAUGCAGACCCGUAACACACUGUAACGACACUCUCCAUCUCUCAAGUUUGUCCUCCUUAAAUGCCACUGCCUUGUUUCUAUGGACUCCCUCCCGCACCUUUGAAAUACCAUCAAUCAGGUAUUAAGAAAUACCUGGAUGACUGUUUCAUCAGGAUUUUUGUGAUGCUUGUAAAUUCUGAAGAUAUGACCUGAGGAGGCUGGUCAGUGACCUCCCACUAGGAAUGGGAUGCUAUUUGUCUUCUACUCGGAUGUACAUGUGGGGUCCCAGCAAUAUUGGGGUGGAGAGAAUGUUCUAGAAUAACGAAGAACAGAAGAACAGGGGCAGGCUGGUGCAUUUAUUUAUUUUUCUCAAAGACAUGCCUUUCCCGUUCAAGAUCCGAGGGAGGACCAAGCGUUACUGUGUCCUCAGUAAGAACUGCUUCUUGACCCGUAUUCAGCUGCUGGACAGUGGCAUCAUGGAGUACACGCGGCCCGUGGACAGCACAGGGCAGGACUGCCUGGAUCAGGUGGCACAGAAGCUUCAGCUCAGAGAGACACAGUAUUUUGGCCUGUGGUUCCUGAAUAAAUCUCACCUCCGGCGAUGGGUGGAGCUGGACAAGGCCCUGAAGAAGCAGCUUGAUAAAUUUGCCAGCGAGCCGUUGCUUCACUUCGGUGUGAUGUUCUACGUGCCGAACAUCUCCCACUUUGAACACGAGGUCACCAGAUAUCAGUACUACCUUCAAGUGAAGAGCGACGUCCUCGACGGGAGGCUGAGGUGCUGUUUCGAGCAAACUGUCAGGCUAGCAGGCCUAGUGCUGCAAGCUGAUUUUGGAGACUAUGACCAGUUCCCGUCUCAGGAUUACCUUCGGGAUUAUACAUUAUUUCCAGUGAAUUGGACUGUUGUCCGGGAUGUGUUGGAGGAGUGGACCCAGAAAGUAAGUGAGGAGCACCAGCAGAACUGUGGAUUGACCCCUACUGAAGCAGCAUUUCUGUAUGUUAAGGAAGUGGAAAAACUUGACGGCUUUGGGCAGGAAAGGUUUGCUGUCAAGGACAGCUACACCAAUUUCAUUUACCUAUGUGUCUCCUUCAUUGGUGUGUUUGUUAAGAGCAAAGAUGGAAGAUCGUUGAUGCUACACAGAUGGAAUGACAUCAAGUCCAUCUCACGCAACAGGUCCACGGUCACCAUGGAGAUAAGCAAAAAUGUUACCAUUACGUUCCACACGGAUGAUAUGGAAAACUCCAAAUACAUUGCAAGACUGUUCACCGCCAAGCAUAAAUUCUAUGAGCAGAACAAAAUAAGUUUAAACUUAUCACGCUCACCGCUGCAGAUCCGGAAACGUACCAUAUGCGAUUGGUCCACUAUGGCAAGACCUCCAUCCUACAUGGUCCAGCCUCGGCAUUCUCAGUGCGGGGGAUUUUACCAAGACCCUCCGAGUUCUCAGGACAGUACUGAUGGUCCCUAUUAUGAAUCCGAGUCCAACUUUCUGAAUGGCAUGACUCAUGAUGGCAGCUUGUACAGCGCGCCCAGUACGACCUCCCUCAGCCGCUCGCAGACCAUCAUCCAAACCUCCCCGGUAUCCUCCACCCUCAGCGUCCAGAGCAUCGACAUCUCACCUCCUGAAUACUCCCUUAGCCGCCGCCACCCAGGCACCGCACCUUCUUACCGCCACACCCCCGACUACGAGAGCGUCAUGCAGCAGAAGCUGAUUGUGGCGGCCAAGGCUCGCCAUGGCCAGUCCCUGUACGGCCAGCCAGAGAUGAGGGAACGGGUCGCCCCAUACCCCAGUUCUCAUAACCCUCAGGUUAGAUACAGCAUGCCUGUGACUACGGCUACCCAUGAGAACCUUGGGCGUAGUUACACAACUAAUCCAGCUGAGGGCAGCACCAUCGUGCAGACAGUGAGCACCCCAGAACUGGCCCACGUAAGACCACAGAGUACACAGUGCAAUAGCACCACCCACGUGCCAAGAGGCCCCCUGUCUGGCCCGCUGCCCUCUUACCCCUGCUUCCGCCCUGCCGCAAGCUCCCCCGACUUGAUGAGUCCCCAUCUCAGGCGUACGGGAGGCAGCAGCCCAGAGCUGGUCUCGAGAAAGGUGCAGCCGUCUGUAAAGAACUUCCACCCAGACAGAUCUACCAUAGUCCACCACCCUCCCAAGGAAAGCUUGAGAGCUACACAGCACCAGGUGGCCUUCAAGCACUGCCAAAGCCUGGAAGUCAUGAGCAGCAUGGUGCAGGGGAUGGAGGCCAUGACGCUUAAGGUACUCAAUGCCCCACUGCUGCAGAGGAGCACUCUUAGAGAUCAACUGGCUUCCCUUACCUCUGAGAUGCCUGUCCAGAAACCCACAGAGAACGUUUUCUCCUACCAGCAUGUGAGGAACCCGUCUAACGCCACCGUACUCAUCCACAGUAGCGGGAGUGAAGAGGAGGAGAUACUUGACCCUGGUCUUCAGGCUCUGAGAUUCAGGCAGCGAUCCAUCAGUCCACAGCUGAGGGCAGCUCUUGCCAGAAUCCCAAACAAGCCCCCACCUGAGUAUCCAGGGCUUGGGAGGGUCACCAGUAACGAGGCUGUGGUACAUAAGAGUGAAGGCCAGAACCGAGUCGGUGAUCUGAUGCGCUCAGAAACCCAGCUCAUAGGAUCCACGCUUGGGCCGUCCGUCUCGGAGCCGAACCUGGCGAGCUUAAAGGAGAGGGUCAAGAAGAAGGUGGGCAAAGAGAGGCCUGUCUCAGAGAUGUUCUCCAUUCAGGACAGCAUUGUGGAGCGGGAGAUUAUGCAAAGGACGCGGGAAAAGCAAAAAAUGGAGAUGGACUCUCUGAACAGGCCUUUGAGGAUGGCAUCCCAGAAUUGCUUCUAUGCAGCCGGCUUGCCAGGCUCUGAGAACCAGCAUGCUGACCCUGUUCCUGUGUCAUUCAUAGACGAGCCGGGUCACAGGGGGGCCUGGAGCCAAUCCCAGGCAGCACAGGGCACAAGGCUGGGGUACAGUCUGGAUGGAAUGCCAGUCUAUCACAGGUGUCGGUUCAUGGAGAGGAGACUGGAGGAGGAGCUGGUCACCGCAGAAUCUCUUGAUCAGAUCCAGGAGAAGGCUGCCGACAGGGUGGCCAUCACGGCAUUGCUACCGGGCAAUGCUCAGCGGAGUCAGUUCCUGCGCAUAGUUCCAUAUGGGAACGACCACAUAGGGCUGCUUCGCAGCAGUGAUGAGAGGGGUGGCUACAUCAGUGCUUUGCACAUCAAAGUUUGACAGGAGCUUUUAGAACUCUGAUGUGUGUGUAGCUCUUCUUUGGUGUUGGCCCCUCCCCACCAGGCCUGCCUGAGUUCUAAAACGUAAAUGGACGUUAGGGUAAUAAUGAGUAGCACAGAGUUAGUACUACUUCAAUUAAACAACCAAUUUUAUUGACCCAAAAAAACAAUGAGCUCCCGGCAAGGCCAAAUUGCGCAGAAAGGUAUAAACAACUUAACUCAAAAGCGGCUGCAAUUCUAUUCACUGCAUCUUAAAUGAAAACAGAGGAAGAUACGUCUGCAGGGUCAGCUCACCAAAAAAAUCGGAAAAAAAUUUCGGCCAAAGGCCUAUUUACCGAUACCGGUGCAAGCACCUACAAUCGAGCAAUAUCAACCCGUGCUACGCAGUUAAAUACCCCUCCCAAGGUAUUAAUACCGCUCAAUAGUGUUGGCGCGCUUUACUUCACCCCUAAUGGGCAUCCAACAGUCUCGUACUCACAAAACCCCAGUGAAGCUUGGAAAGUCACACGUCCAGUGAAUCCGUACCGCAGCAAUCCAGCGUUGCCGGAGGAACUGCGGGCUCUUCCAGUAGCCAUGCAGUGCUAUUUGGUAAAAUGGCGUAUCGGUUGCUGCAGGCCUUCGGAGAAACACUUGCUAUCCCCACGUCAGUGACUCAUAUAGAUCUCAAACCCUCCCCCUUUAUGCCGGAGCUUUUGGAACACAAACCAUAAAUACUCCUAACUAUUACAGUUCCUCCAAACCAAAAAACAAAAUGGAAAAAGAAAACUGCGCAAUAACUAUUUAGCCGCGCUAUGCGCGCUAGCAUCAGUGUAACUUCAAUAACCUGGCGUCUCUUCUGGAGUCGCACUCGCCAAGCGCAUCGCCCCUCCUUUACCUAACGGCAGGAUAGACUCCUACUAACGCAGUCCCCAGUAACUACUGAAGAACAGCCAGGCAAGCUCAGCGUGGCUCCUUCCCUUCUCCACUCUCUGGCUGCUUAACCCUGUCUCUCCCUCAGGGAGCUGUUCGCCACCCACAGACCCACCCUCUCACCUACUGUGUGAGGGGGAACCCAACAGACUAGUAUCUCCUCCAGUCACAGAGCGACUUAGCAAUUCUAGCCCAGCUAUGCAGCACUGCACGUCCGCAUGGCCUGUAUGUCCCCUCACAGACUACGCUAUGGAGCACGCUCCUGUUAACUUAAAGGAACAGACCAUGGUUUGAAUAAGCUGGGCUAAACCCGGGUUACACGUGUUUACUACAGUGAAAAGGGAAAUGGUGCAUGUUUCACAAAUUUUACACCACACACAGGGGUGGGUUUGUUGUUUCGGGGGCCCCACUCAAGAAAGUCACUUCGGGGGCCCCACCAUGCCACCAUGUUUGUUGUACUUUCAAGUUUUUUUGGGAUCUUGCCACCAUGUUUGUUGUACUUUUAAGUGCAUUUUAUUGCUUGUGGUGAAGAAACUGGCGAGCAAAUCAAACUUCCUACCUUUGGCUUUAUUUUUUUGUUGCCACUGGGAUGUUAUCACUUUACAGUCAUGCAUCACAUUAACGUUAGUUAGCAAGUCAACACAAGUCAAAAGAUCGUAGCUAGCUUGCUGGUUAGCAAAAUGUUCUGUUUGAACAUCUCUUAAAUAAGGAACACGUUUAUUGAAUACUUUGUGCACUACUGUUUCUGGCCAACAGAAGGAUCCCAAACCUCGGGGACUUCACUCAAAUGCUGACCACACAGACAUGCUCUGCAUCACUAAUACAAGCCCAGCAGGUGUUUCAAAAUGAUUUCAGCCUCUAGUGAUUCAAAUAAUUUGACUGAAUGCAAGCAAACCUAACUGAAUCUCAAUGUUGAAAACAUACUUGAAAAAACAAACUAAUUAAGGAAAAUUUUGAUAAAUGUAACAGUAUACAGGUCUAAAGUCUUAGGUCUUUUUAAAUCAAGAAAUGUAAUUAUAAAUUUUUCUAAAACAUAAAUUUCCACAGAUGCAUAUUUCCUGAGGCUGCACCUGCAGCUUACCUCCUGAGACCUGAAGCUGCAGACCUUAAUACCGUAACUCAGUUUCUUAAUUAGUGCUUUCAUUCUGUCCAGUAUUAUUAAAAAAAAACACCUUAAUAACUUACCGUUAUCUAUAAUAAAUGGCACAUUUCCCUUGCAGUUUAUUGAUAGUGAUGUUACUUUCAAUGAAAUAGUCUUUCUAUGUUUCCAUGGUCACCAAAAUCAUUGGAGUUGCAUCAGAAUUUUUUAUUUUUUUUUGUCUCGAGCACAGUGCCAAAUAAUAUUAUUUUUGGAUUGUUUUUCAUUGUAGGAUAAGAACACACUCAUUAAAACUAAGAAACGAGAAGAAAAUGGAAGGAAUGAUAGAAUGGCAUCAACAUGCAAUGAAAAACCAUUUGAAGUCACAGCAGGGGGAAAUAGGUACAUUAGGAGCAAUGACGUAUUGAGCAAAGGUAUAAGCCUUCUUAAAUACACCAACCCACCCACAUCCUUGUCCUCCUUAGCUGAGGUAAUUAUUCUCCAUGGUAUGGUCUGACUCACAGAGGACAGAUUCUCCCUGUGCUUUGAAAUGUGAAACAGCUUCUAAACAUAUCCCUCCUUUUGUCCCACACUGUUAUAAAUACAUGCAAAAAAAUCAUAUCACAUAGAUUAAAAGAAGCAAUCAUGUAAUGAGAUGUACACAAAGGAAAGAGAAGCACAGAUUCUGAGCCGCGGGUCGCUAAAGAAGGCAUUGGGGCCGAGGCGCGGUGCCAGAGGAGCAGCCCGCCACGUGUACGGCGCUGUGCUUGUUCUCUGUGGACUCUGCCUAUAGCCCCAUGGUGCGUGACGCACAGGCGGAUGCCGCUGGGUCCCGGGGGGUCACCGUGACCCGGUGCACUUGGCGGAUGGGCUGAGGACAGUCUAGAGAAGAAGCUGAAACCUCUGCAGCAGAUGGCAUCUGCACAUGCUCGUUAACUACUAAGGAGGCACUGUUAUGAAACAGCUCUGCAGACCUUGAGUACACCUAACAUCUGUUAGUGAAAAAUAAAUUUAAAAAACCAAUGUAGCUUCAAUACUUGCGAUUUGACUGUGCAAAGGCAUUUCUGCUGAUAUUCUCUCUAUGUAUUCCUCGGCCUGUCUGUGCCCAGGUAAU